UGCAUGUUGUCAAUGCCACAGGUUGCCUACCUGUCUCGCAUAACUCUGCACUAACCUCCACACGCUCGCGCUCUCUUCACGAGAGAAAAAAAAAAGAAUGUGGCUCAAUCCAACCGUCACCGAAUCGUUCUCGGAUUGACUCCGCCCUCAAAAGUCUCGCGACUGACACAUUUUGACAUUCUCUCAGAAAAAAACUCAGCUUUUUGUGGUCGAGGUCGUCAGAAACCUCUCGGGUUUCCUAGCAUUUCCCACAGCUGUGAGGAGUUGUCGCCUCUUGAGUGUCGACUAUGCUGGACCCGUCCUCCAGCGAUGAAUCUGAGGGAGAACUACCACCUGAGGACGAACCGCCCGUUAAAACUGGGAAACCUGUUAAAAAGAGUCCCAAACCCGAAAAGACGCCGGACGCCCCGCGAACCCAAACCAAGGAACCGGUUCCUUCGCCCGCUGAGGCGGACAAAACCGAGCAGGAGAGACUUAAGAAAGAGGAAGCGGAGAGAAAAAAUAAACUACAGAUUUAUGUGUUUGUGUUGAGAUGUAUCGCUUACCCAUUUAACGCCAAACAGCCCACAGAUAUGGCUCGCCGUCAGCAGAAGCUAAACAAGCAGCAGUUACAGGUGGUAAAGGAGCGUUUCCAGGCCUUCCUGAAAGGAGAGACACAGAUUGUCGCCGAUGAGGCUUUCUGCAACGCUGUGCGCAGUUACUAUGAGGGCUUUCUGAAGAGCGAGCGAGUGGCCCGCAUGGUCCAGAGCGGAGGCUGUUCUUCCAGUGACUUCCGCGAUGUCUUCAAGAAGAACAUCGAGCGUCGUGUGCGCAGCCUGCCCGAGAUCGACGGCUUGAGCAAAGAGACUGUCCUCAGCUCCUGGAUCACCAAAUACGACGCCAUCUACAAAGGAGAAGAGGACCAGCGGCGGCCACAGGGACGCAUGCCCUUCAGCGCUGUGUCCGAGCUCAUCCUCAGCAAGGAGCAGCUUUAUGAGAUGUUUCAGCAGAUCCUGGGAAUCAAGAAGUUUGAACAUCAGCUGCUCUACAAUGCCCUGCAGCUGGACAAUGUGGACGAGCAGGCAGCGCAGAUCCGCAGAGAGCUGGACGGGAGACUGCAGCUGGCCGAGAAAAUAGCCAGAGAGAGAAAGUUCCCAAAGUUUAUUUCCAAAGACAUGGAGAUGAUGUACGUGGAGGAGCUCAGGUCAUCUGUUAACCUGCUGAUGGCUAACCUGGAGAGCCAGCCUGUGGCCAAAGACUUCAAGCCCAAGAUCAAGCCCAAACUCACACCCAUGAACAGCUUCCUGGACAUCGGCGACGAGAACGACUUGCCUCUCUCCAAAUCCGACGUCGUGCUGUCAUUUAGUCUGGAGAUUGUGAUCAUAGAGGUGCAGGGGCUGAAAUCCGUUGCUCCUAACCGAAUUGUAUACUGCACCAUGGAGGUGGAGGGAGGAGAGAAGCUCCAGACGGAUCAAGCCGAAGCCUCCAGACCACAGUGGGGCACACAAGGAGAUUUCACCACCACACACCCCCUGCCCGCGGUCAAAGUCAAACUCUUCACCGAAAGCACUGGAGUCCUGGCUCUGGAGGACAAAGAGCUGGGCAGGGUGGUUCUUCACCCCACCACAAACGGGCCCAAAACGGCAGAGUUUCACAAGAUGGUAGUGCCUAAGAACAGCCAAGAUGUGGAUCUGAAAAUCAAACUGGCGGUCCGCAUGGACAAGCCCCCCAACAUGAAGCAUAGCGGGUAUCUUUACGCCUUAGGCCAGAGAGUCUGGAAGAGAUGGAAAAGGAGAUAUUUUGUGCUUGUUCAGGUGAGUCAGUACACAUUUGCCAUGUGCAGUUACCGGGAGAAGAAGUCAGAGCCGCAUGAGCUGAUGCAGUUGGACGGAUAUACGGUAGAUUACUCCGAUCCACAGCCAGGUCUUCAGGGAGGCAGAGCGUUCUUCAGCGCUGUUCGAGAAGGUGAUCUGGUGGUAUUCGCCAGCAGUGACGAUCAGGACCGCGCUCUUUGGGUCCAGGCCAUGUACCGCGCCACAGGCCAAUCCUACAAACCAGUAGCGCCCGCCCAGAACCAGCAGAACUGCAGAGGAGGAAACGCCCAAAAAGAUGCCCCUGUGUCCUUACUCAGUCUGGAGAAGACUCAGAGACAGGGAGUAGAGGAGCUCAUCUCUGCCAUGCCCUGCAACUUCGACCACACCAGCCUGUUCAUCGUCCUGCAGAAACACACGCUCACACAUCGCAUGAACGACUCCUUUUCCUGCCUGGGUUGGUUCAGCCCCGGCCAGGUGUUUGUUCUGGAUGAGUACUGCGCUCGAUACGGGGUGAGGGGCUGCCAUCGUCACCUCUGCUACCUGAAAGACCUUAUGGAUUUCUCGGAUAACAACGCCUUGGUGGAUCCCACCCUCCUGCAUUACAGCUAUGCCUUCUGUGCCUCACAUGUCCACGGAAACAGACCGGAUGGAAUGGGCACAGUUACAGAACAGGAGAAGGAGGAGUUUGAGGAGAUCAGGAGCAGACUGUUGACUUUAUUGGAGAAGCAAAUCACACAUUUCAGGUACUGUUUCCCCUUUGGGCGACCGGAGGGGGCUCUUAAAGCCACGCUCUCUCUUCUAGAAAGGGCUCUGAUGAAAGACAUCACCACACCAGUCCCACCUGAGGAGAUGCGCAAGAUAGUUCAGAAGUGCCUGGAAAAAGCCGCGCUCAUUAAUUAUUCCCAGCUGACCGACUACGCCCAGAUUGAAGCAGAUAGCAGCCAGGCUUCUCCAGAGAAAAGACUGGAGGACAUGAUCAGACUAGGAGAGCUGUGUAUGGAGGUGUUACAGCAGAACGAUGAGCAUCACUCUGAGGCCUUCUCCUGGUGGCCAGAGGCGAUGGGCGAGCAUGCCGAGACCUUCCUGUCGCUCUACACGGUGGACAUGGACGCAGCCCUGGCCGUCCAGCCGCAGGACUCCUGGGACAGUUUCCCCCUCUUUCAGCUGCUCAACAACUUCCUCCGAACCGACUCUCACCUGUACAAUGGAACGUUCCAUAAGCACCUCCAGGACCUGUACAUCCCUCUGGUGGUGCGCUACAUUGACCUGAUGGAGUCAUCUAUAGCUCAGUCCAUUCACCGCGGCUUUGAACAGGAGACGUGGCAAUCUGUGAAGACCAUCACCAACAAUCUGCCAAGCGUCCCACUGCCCAGGGUUCCCAACCUGCCUCUUAACCUCCCUCAGAUGCCCAGCUUCUCAGCCCCUUCCUGGAUGGGGCCGCUGUGUGACAGCACCGGACAAGGAAUUAAUUUGCCAGAUAUUUUUAACGGCUCAGCCACAUCAGAAGAUCUAUUCUGGAAGCUGGAUGCUCUUCAGAUGUUCGUGAUGGACCUGCACUGGCCAGAGCCGGAGUUUGCCAAACAUCUGGAGCAGAGGCUCAAACUGAUGGCUAGUGAUAUGAUGGAGGCCUGUGUCAAAAGGACCAAAGCUGCCUUUGACUCUAAAAUGCAGAAGUCAAGCAAGUCCACCGAUUUCCGCGUUCCCUUGUCUGUGUGCACAAUGUUCAAUGUUCUCAUGGACGCCAAGAAGCAGUGCUCCAAGCUCUGUGUUCUCGACCAAGGUCAGGAGGUUGAUCAACAGUGGCAGCAGUACCACUCGAAAAUCGAUGUCCUGAUCGAUGAGGCCUUUAAGGAAAUGAUCUCCUCCUUGGUCUCAAAGUUUGCAGCUGUUUUGGAUGGGGUGUUGUCCAAGCUCUCACGAUAUGACGAGGGAACAUUCUUUUCCUCCAUCCUGUCUUUCACGGUAAAAGCAGCAGCCAAAUAUGUGGACGUCCCAAAACCUGGUAUGGAUCUAGCAGAUACCUACAUCACCUUUGUACGGCAGAACCAGGACAUUCUGCGAGACCGUGUGAAUGACGAGGUGUACACGGAGAAAAUCUUUGAUCAAUGGUACAACUCUUUCAUGAAGGCGGUGUGCGUCUGGCUGACGGACAGACUCGACCAGCAGCUGCAUGUUUACCAACUCAAAACUCUCAUCAAGAUUGUCAAGAAGUCGUACCGUGACUUCAGGCUGCAGGGCGUGUUGGACGGCACAUUGAACAACAAGAGCUACGAGACCGUUUACAACCGGCUCACUAUCGAGGAAGCCACGGCAGCCGUGUCGGCCGCGGACGGCCUGCAGGGCAUCACCAUGAGGGACAGCGAUGAAGAGGAGGGUUAACAUCCCACCUGUGUGGAUGGUCAUAAACUCGAUACGAAGAGGUCGGAUUCCAGCUCUCCUGAUUGGAGCUCACGCUUCAUGCUCCCCAGCCAGUGCUACACUGCCCUCUUGUCUAAGCCGGUGUCACCAUGCUUGUGUAAAACUCUCAUUGGCCACUUACAGACAGCUAAAGUGUCUCUGUCGUUCUGUAUUUGAUGUGCAGUGAUGCAGUGGCUCGUCGCACGGCAAGCUCGAAUAGCACAAAUUUUACAAACAAAGGACCAGCCGAUGAUUUGUAAGCGUAUCGUAGACAUGGCGUACCGAAGUGAAAGCUAGAAAUACAGGGCGUGAGGGAAGUAGUGUCUGCUUAUGUGCUUUUUUCUUUUUGCAUCAGCUUGGGAUCCUCAGGCCAAAGCUCCAGAUAUGGUGGAUGAAAAAUGCUAGUUGUUCACUGUAUAUUUCGAUGAAGUCGUGACACUGUUCCACUCGAUAGCUAUGAGUUCACAUUCAGAUUUUUCUGUAAAAGUAACCGUUGAGUGUGUCAUGUAUAGUAUGCUGUCAAUGUCCAACUAUGUUUCAGAUGAAAGAAAAUGUCACUGGAUUUUAACAAAAGCUGUAUAUUUCUAUUGUCUUUGUGCACCUGAGAUUGCGCAGGUGUCUUAAGUGUUCCAAUUAAAGUGUUUUUAAUGUCA
Ctenopharyngodon idella (grass carp) is the source of this 4843-nucleotide messenger RNA. It is a transcript of the gene cadps2, whose product is annotated as Ca++-dependent secretion activator 2. Bases 288 to 4172 code for a protein of 1294 amino acids. The transcript is spliced from 30 exons. Gene Ontology annotation, cellular component: glutamatergic synapse. Gene Ontology annotation, biological process: positive regulation of exocytosis; synaptic vesicle exocytosis; dense core granule exocytosis. NCBI's taxonomy places the organism in Eukaryota, Metazoa, Chordata, Actinopteri, Cypriniformes, Xenocyprididae. The record is from RefSeq and is a predicted model, not a curated record.